Molecule: messenger RNA, 2362 nt
Organism: Linum trigynum
Lineage: Eukaryota; Viridiplantae; Streptophyta; Magnoliopsida; Malpighiales; Linaceae
Source: the annotation of a GenBank genome assembly
AAACGUCAGUCCCUAUUUUUCCUUGUAUGGUCGGCAUCCUGAUUACACUCGCUUGCGGGUUUUUGGAUAUUGAGAUGUGCACAAAGGGUACCUUUGUUAUGACCCUUCCCUUCAGCGCAUACGCAUAGCAGCCACGGUUGUAUUUUUUGAACAUAUCAUGUUCUACACUGCCACCUCUGAUCCACCAUUGUUUUGUCCACCUUUGUCCUCGUUGCCGAUGUUUGAUGAUGAUGAGGGCGAUGAUUCUCUUCCGCCACACCCACCAGAUACUACUCCUCCUGACCAAGAUCUGCCUCCCUCGCCUGCGCCAUCAUCUAUUGGUUCGUCCUCAGCUUCAGCCCUUCCUCGUCCGCAUCAUCGGCUGCCAGUUCAUCCACUUCAGCUUCAUCGAGCUCCCCCCCCCAGCUCCGUCCUCGCCUGCGGAACCUCCAGGCUUGCGUCGUUCUCUUCGGAUGACUAGAGGACAGCCGCCACCAAAGUUUGAUGAUUAUGUUACAUUUGGUGUUGAUGCUAUUUUGAUUCCUACUAGCUAUAAACAGGCCAAGGAGGAUCCUCGUUGGGGUAAAGCUAUGGAUACAGAAAUUGAUGCACUUCAUGCAAACAAUACUUGGACAUUGGUACCUCGCCCACCGCCGGAAGUUCCUAUUGUGGGUUCUCGUUGGUUAUAUGCGGUGAAGAUGCUACCGGAUGGGUCGGUGGAAAGAUUUCGGGCUCGUCUCAUUUCUCAGGGAUUCACACAGGAGUACGAGGUCGACUACGAUGAGACGUUUGCGCCAGUAGCUAAAAUGGCCACAGUUCGGACGUUGCUUGCAGUUGCUUCCCUCCUCAAUUGGCAUCUUUUCCAGCUAGAUGUAAAAAAUGCCUUCUUACACGGUGACUUAAAGGAGGUUGUGUACUUAGAACGCCCGCCUGGCUAUGCAUAUGGCGAUUCUUCACAUGUUUGCCUACUCCAUCGUUCGCUAUAUGGUCUUAAGCAGGCUCCGCGAGCCUGGUUCGAGAAAUUUCAGAACACGAUCUUGCAGUUUGGGUUUAAUCAGAGUCUAAGUGAUCCAUCCAUGUUUACGAAGAAAUCGGCGACUGGUUUGGUUGUCCUGCUAUUGUAUGUUGAUGAUAUGAUCAUCACCGGGGAUGAUGUUCAUGGCAUUGUAGAACUGAAGCAAGGGUUGCAGAAGGCAUUCAGUAUUAAAGACCUCGGUGAGCUGCAUUACUUUCUUGGUCUUGAAGUAAGUCGCACUUCCCAGGGCAUUCUUCUUAACCAAAAGAAGUAUAUCGGUGAUUUAUUGAGUGAUCAUCAUUUUGAGGAUUGUAAGCCCGUCAGUACACCCAUGGAGUUAAAUUUGAGGCUUAGUCGAACUUCUGGUGAUUUGUUGCCUGAUGGUGCUGGAUAUCGCAGCUUAGUCGGCAGUCUUAUUUAUUUGGCAGCGACGCGGCCAGAUAUAUCUUACGCCGUUCAGAUUGUCAGUCAGUAUAUGGCAGCACCGCAAGUGGAUCAUUUAGCCGCAGCACAUCGGAUCCUACGCUAUCUUCAGGGAACACGGGAUGUGGGUAUGUUCUUCCCUUCGACUGGUAAUCCUAUCCUCCGUGCCUAUUCUGAUUCUGAUUUUGCAGGUUGUAUUGACACUCGCCGAUCCACGACUGGGUGGUGUGUUCAAUUUGCUGGUUCCUUCAUUUCCUGGCGGUGUAAGAAACAAGACAAGGUGUCCAAAUCUUCUACAGAGGCGGAGUAUAGGGCUAUGUCGGAUGUGAGUUCGGAGUUGAUUUGGUUGCGCCGACUGUUGGGUGAUUUUGGUGUUUCUUGUUCACUGCCCAUGGAGCUUUUUGUGGAUAACACCAGUGCUAUCCAAAUUGCCACCAAUCCAGUGCUCCAUGAGCACACGAAGCACAUUGAGCUCCAUGUCCAUUACAUUCGAGAUCUUGUUCGUGGUGGCACUAUUAAUCUGCAUUACAUUCGGACGGAAGAUCAGAUAGCAGAUAUAUUUACCAAGUCGUUCACUAAUGCUCGCCACUGGUACCUGUCUAGCAAAUUGAUGCUUCGUUCUCGACAUCAAUUUGGGGGAGGCUGUUAGUGAUCGACGUAGUUAGCUUGAGCCCAUUGUACGUAACUGCCCAUUUAUGUUUAGCCCAUGUAAUUAAGCCCAUGCAAACCAUGCACGAGAUACACGUUGAGUGCUAGGGUUUGCUGGGAUAUAUACUCUUCUCUCUUGGACUCGACCGAACAACAAAGUCAGAUAGUGCAUUGAUCUUGGAGAGUACAAACUCUCUCGUGGAUUAGUCCUGGCAUUCCAGGAAUACCACGUUAAAUUCGUUUGUGUCAUUUAUUUCGGUUUGUUAACAAGGAAAACGAUAAAGUAUACACAUCGAG